UCGUAGUAGUUCUUCACGCACUAUCUAUAAAUCUAUAUUUAAGUCUGCCAACAAUCACUUCUUUAAUUGGCAACAGAAAAGAGCCUGCCAACUAGUCUUUCCCAGAAAACGAUCCGUCCCACACGAAACUCAUGCACUUGACCCCUAUCAAAAAUCUCGGGUCCAACCCACAAAUAAAGCCAACGGACGCGUAACUGUAUCUUCAACAUUCUCUCACAUUAAGCUCACAGCAAAAAAUGUCACCGGCAGCAUCUAAACCUGACAAAACCACCCAAGACGCUUCAUCUUCGCCGUCUGUUGCUCAAGAAUGCCCUUCCGGUCUUGUCAAGCUAGUGCUUUUGGAGCUCAACAUUCAACGUGGAAUAGCCAUUCCGUUGAUGGUCAUGAACUUAGCUUGGUUCGCCAAGACAGCCAUCACCACUGCUUUUCUGGGCCGCCUUGGGGAGCUCAACUUAGCCGGCGGUGCCCUGGGUUUCACUUUUGCCAAUGUUACUGGCUUCUCUGUUUUGAACGGUCUGUGCGGUGCCAUGGAACCCAUCUGUGGACAAGCUUAUGGUGCCAAAAACUUCAGGCUACUUCACAAGACUCUUCUCAUGACAAUCCUCUUAUUGCUCGUCUCAACACUUCCCAUCUCUUUCUUGUGGCUUAACAUCGAAAAGAUCUUAAUUCGUUUUGGCCAACAGAAAGAUAUUUCUGUCGUGGCCAGAACCUAUGCCAAAUAUCUCAUCCCCGACUUGGUAGUCGCCUCAUUUCUCUGUCCCUUGAAAGCCUACUUGAGCUCUCAAAGCAUAACUGUUCCGACCAUGUUCAGUUCAGCUCUAGCUCUUGCUUUUCACAUACCCGUAAACAUGGUCCUCACAAAGGCUAUGGGGCUCAGAGGAGUCGCCAUGGCAGUUUGGAUAACCGACCUGAUAUUUGUGGUUCUAUUGGGCAUUUAUGUCUCGAUUCUUGAAAACAGGAAGGAGAGCAGGUGGAAGGAAGGAGGUUGGUGGGACCACAGCAUUGAGACUUGGAUAACGCUGCUGAAGCUCAGUGGGUCAUGCUGUUUCUAUACCUGCCUUGAGUGGUGGUGUUAUGAGAUUCUAGUCUUGCUCACCGGCCACCUUGCAGAAGCUAAACAAGCUGUAGGAGUUUUAACCGUCGUGCUCAACUUCGACUAUUUGUUAUUGUCAGUUAUGUUAACGCUGGCCACCUGUGUUUCGACCCGUGUGUCCAAUGAGCUCGGCGCGAACCGAGCGGCCCAAGCCUACCGGUCCGCCUGUGUGUCUCUAGGAGGGGGCAUAUUGUCAGGUUGUAUGGGCAGCUCGGUGAUGGUGGGUGCGAGGGGAAUAUGGGGCCCACUGUUCAGCAAUGACAAAGGAAUCAUAAGGGGAGUGAAGAAGAAGAUGAUGCUGAUGGCUCUUGUGGAAGUGUUUAAUUUUCCUCUAGCUGUUUGUGGAGGCAUAGUUAGGGGAACAGCACGACCAUGGUUAGGCCUGUAUGCGAAUCUGGGUGGAUUUUAUCUCCUGGCUCUGCCUUUGGGUGUGGUUUUUGCCUUCAAGCUCCAUCUUGGGCUCAGUGGACUAUUAUUUGGACUUGCGAUUGGUAUCUUCGCCUGCUUGAUGCUCAUACUGGUACUUAUUGCCAGGAUAAAUUGGGACGAGGAGGCUCGCAAGGCACAAGCGCUAACUUCAAGCGUGCAGCACCAAGAAGUGUUUGAUGAAAAUGAACGAACAGAGGCCAUUGAAAAUGUUAAAAGUACAACAAGAAGUUCAAUUUAAAAACAUGUACGUCCGCAUCACUAAUACCCAGCUUAACCAUGCAGCAGACUGGGCCCCUAAUUUCUGUAGAUUAGUUGAGUUUUUUCACCCAGUUCAUCUUCAUUCUUUAGUGCCUCCGCCAUCUUGAGAUGGUCGCUAUAAACCACAAAUUGACAGUCAUUGUGCUCCAGAAUGUCUGUUCUUUUUUGCAUUAUGGAGUGCGUUGUUUGUUGUU
Messenger RNA from Prosopis cineraria, 1974 nucleotides. RefSeq names its product protein DETOXIFICATION 56. Gene Ontology annotation, cellular component: membrane. Lineage: Eukaryota; Viridiplantae; Streptophyta; Magnoliopsida; Fabales; Fabaceae. The record is from RefSeq and is a predicted model, not a curated record. The transcript has a single exon. Gene Ontology annotation, biological process: xenobiotic detoxification by transmembrane export across the plasma membrane. Gene Ontology annotation, molecular function: antiporter activity; xenobiotic transmembrane transporter activity. Bases 237 to 1760 code for a protein of 507 amino acids.